This is a messenger RNA of Planococcus citri (citrus mealybug), 1037 nucleotides long. Its product is annotated as transmembrane inner ear expressed protein-like. NCBI's taxonomy places the organism in Eukaryota, Metazoa, Arthropoda, Insecta, Hemiptera, Pseudococcidae. Bases 200 to 760 code for a protein of 186 amino acids. The transcript has 5 exons. The record is from RefSeq and is a predicted model, not a curated record.
CGUGACAGCUUUUGGGUGUGGUCCACUGUGUGCAAUAAAAGCGAUACGAUUUUUUAUUAUUUUUCUACUUGAACACCUAACCGAAAGUUCUAUUCUCUUCUCCGACUUCGAGCGUCGCCAAAAUACCAGGAAUUUCGUCUUAUUCAUCAACAUGCUUUAAAACCCCAUAAGCUGCUAAUACAGGAAAAAUUCAUCGAGCAUGGAAAAUAAUUCUACGACUGACGAUCCUGGUGCAGUUGACGCGAUACUGGAAUCGAAAAUUUUCGGUGAUAUACUAGUAUGGCACAUUUUAUCGAUCAUUUGCUGCACCAUACUGAUAAUUCUGAUAUUCUUAUGCUGUUGUAUAAGCUUUCGAAUUCCUCGAACGAAGCAAGAAAUAGAAGCGGAUUAUGUUCGAAAACAAAUUGCUAAAAAAUUUCGCAAACAAUUGAAUUUGAUUCCGGAUGGUGAAAUGGAUGAAAUGGAUUUAACAAAAGCUGUUGAACGAGUCCGGUUUGAAUUAAUGACCGAUGAAGAGAAAGACGCUGAAUUACGAGCUAAAGAAAAAACGUGUCAUUUUCGAGAAGAUUUCAUAAAUGAAAAAUCACAAACACAGGAUAAAACCUCCAUUAGCAGCGACCCUUUGAAUACAGGAACAUCUGAAGAAAAAUUAAUGGAUGAUGAUAAAAACAAUACUCAAUUUAACAAUAAAUUUGUCACUAUUGUGAAUGCUUUCAAUGUAUUAAGAUCAAAAAAAUCUUCCAAACAAAUUACAGUCUAAAUUAUAGGCAAAUAAGUUUUAAUUUAACGUGUGUUCAAAUAAAAAUCGUAGACAAUUUGUAGAUUUUUUUAAAAUGCACUAUUUUGAUAGUAUUUUUAGAUGAUUUUUAGAGGUGCAUCACAAUUUUAUAAAUUUUAUGUAGACUUUUAUAGAUACGGUAGUCAAAUACGUGUAUUUCUAUUCUUUUUUCUUAAUAAAAACAAUACUCAGCUCGAAAAUGUAUUCUAAUUAUUGUGAUUUUAUUCCAACUUGAGAUAAUUACAUUUAUUAUUCGUGU